Molecule: messenger RNA, 2466 nt
Organism: Penicillium cataractarum
Lineage: Eukaryota; Fungi; Ascomycota; Eurotiomycetes; Eurotiales; Aspergillaceae
Product: Rab GTPase-binding exocyst subunit SEC15
Exons: 8
Coding region: 1-2466 (821 amino acids)
Biological process (GO): exocytosis; intracellular protein transport; Golgi to plasma membrane transport
Cellular component (GO): membrane; exocyst
Source: RefSeq, a predicted model, not a curated record
AUGGCCCGUGCACGCGCUAGACCAAAAGAGGACAAAAUGGUCGGAUCUCUUAAGCUUGCCGAUAGCGAUAAGCAACGUCAGUCGGUGUUGAUUCCAGGCCAUAACGGCAUCAAAUUCGAUGAGAAGAUGGCAUUGCCUAAUGGAACUAGCGUGCUGAACCAAAUCAUCAUUUCGCCGUCGGACACGGACUACCUUGACCAGCUCAUUCCCUCUAUCCGGGAGUACAGCGUCGGCAACCGAACUCCGCAGCUCCUCCAGUCCCUAUCACGAUUUGCAAGUGAUAAAGAGGCGGAGAUUGAGAGUAUCUGCAACACGAAUCACCAAGAUUUCGUCUCCUCGGUCAAUUCACUCCUCCGUAUCCGUGAAGGCACCGUCACCCUUACUGCCGAGAUUCUCGACCUCAACCAGUCCAUACAAACAAGUACGGAGCGUCUUGCGGAACAAAAGAAGGCCUUGGUUGAGUCUCGAAGUCAUCGGCAGAAUAUUGACGAAACGUCGCGCGCCAUUCAAGAUUGUCUCGAGGUUCUGCGGUUGGCGAAUCAGGUCCACGACCUGCUAGCCAAGAAGAAUCACUAUGCAGCAUUGCGGGCGCUGGAGGAGUUGCAAAAUGUGCAUCUCAAGGGUGUCACGCAGUACAAGAUCGCGGAGAUGAUUCAACGCUCGGUACCUGCCACUCAGCGGGCCAUUGCGGAAGCUGUCAUGUCGGACUUGAAUACGUGGCUGUAUCGCAUUCGAGAAAUGUCACCUUUUCUCGGGGAGUUAGCUUUAUUCCACACGGACCAACGCAAGUCAAGAUUGAAGCAACGCGCGGAGAAGAUGCCUUAUCUUGAAAGCUUCAAUCUAAACUCUGCGAUUGAGCUCGUGGCAGAUGAAGAUGAAGAGUACGAUCUAUUACAGAACGACGAUCUCCAGGUUCCCUUUGCGCCUUUGUUCGAGUGCUUGCACAUUCACCAGUCCUUGGGGCAGAUGGACAAGUUCAAGAUCGAGUACGCGAAUACUCGACGUCGGCAAAAAGACCUUUUGCUUCCUGCGUCCAUCACGCUCGUAGAUGAGGACGGUGCCAGUCUUCAUAAUAUGUUGGAGGAAAUGGCAGGCUUUGCGAUUGUUGAGCGAGCAACGAUGAAAAGAGUGCCGGAUUUGAGAUCCUCCGUUGAUAUCGAUGAACUAUGGGACUCAUCGUGCCAGGCCGCGGUUGGUGUGAUUUCCAAGGCGCUGCAUGAAGUAGACAACGCGGAGAGCAUUUUGAAGACGAAGAAUCUGAUUGCGCUGUUCAUGCAGACAAUGAACGUAAGCGGGUCCUUUCCCCUCCCUCGACUUGAUUCAGGCAGCGAGGCUAAUACGCCCUAUCAACCCCCCAAACAGACGUGGGGCUUUUCCGUCAGAGUCUUUGACGACUUCUUAUUGAAACUGUUUGAAAAGUACGCGGAGCUACUCAAGAGGCGGUUUAGCGAUGAUUUCCAAGAGAUCGUGUCCACGGAUGACUACAUGCCUAUGCCUAUUCAGACCCUAGAAGAGUAUGACAAGGUGCUCAACGUGAGCUGGUACAGUCCUGAAAAGCCACGCGAUGAACAAGUUUUCCCAUGCAUCCUGCCAUUCUCAAGGAUGUAUCCAUUGUGCUGCAUCGAUAUUCGGAAUUUUUUGAACCAGUUCUACUUCUUUGCAAACGACGACUUUUCUCACCCAAAUGCGCUGGAUGAUCUUCUCUCUCGAAAGGUUUGCGAUACCCUGGUGGAGCGUCUUUCCUCGCAGUAUCUUGGACAGAUCGUUCAGAUUCUGAUCAACCUGGAACAUUUUGAACUGGCCUGUCACGAACUGGAACUUCUCCUGGCGGCUGCAAGGUCACAGAACUCGACUGGCACCUCCAUCGCGCUCAGAGCCACCGAGAAAUUCAGAAGCAACAAAAAGGCCGCUGAGAAGCGAAUAUUCGAGGUGGUCAACUCCAAGAUUGACGAUCUUAUUGAAACGGCAGAAUAUGAAUGGAUGGCGCCUAACCCUCCCAGCGAACCCAGCAACUACAUGCAGACUCUGACGCGAUUCCUGUCUAACAUUAUGAACUCCACCUUACUCGGGCUGCCAACUGAAAUCAAAGAGUUGAUCUACUUUGACGCGCUCAGUCAUGCCGCAAACAUGAUCUUGGCUCAACCUCUGGCUCCCGAGGUCAAGACCAUCAAUCCUAACGGUGUCACCGCGUUGGCCAAGGAUGUCGAGUACCUUACACAGUUCGUGGAUAGCCUGAACGUGCCUAUCUUGCGUGAGAACCUGGACGAGCUGCAACAAACGGUGCAGCUGAUGCAAGCGGAUAAUGCGGAUGAAUUUUACGAUAUUUCGACGCGUAAUAAGAAGUACGGACGUGUCGAUGCCAUGCAGGGGCCUAUCUUGCUUGAGAAGUUGACUCGAACAGUCCAAGUGCCCACCAAGGUGGACAAAUUCGUGAAUCUGUCAUCACGGUUCAAGAAAUCUUCAUAG